ACCUACGUGGACCUCCUGCAUCACUUUGAAGAUAAACUGAAGAGUUCUCGCAUCCAAGACUUUGUUGCAUCGGGGUUGGUAUUCAUUGAUCCUCCUGAAGCCUCUUCUACUUGCCCACCGGUAGUAGAACAUCUACCGAACAUUGAACAAUUCAUCAAUAUGGGUCGAUUCGCAAUCGAUGACGCACAUCCUGCAAAUUCUCAAAUGAUUGGCUAUGAGGAGUGGCUUUUCGAGUCGUAUCAAGUUGCCAAGGAUGGAUCAAAGCAUCCCGAUGUCGACAUUCGCCUUCGCUCAAAGGCUGCGCAAAAAGCACUUCGGAACGAGCUCGUCAUUAUUACAGAAUUAAAAUCUGCGGAGUGGAAGCGUCAG
Molecule: messenger RNA, 369 nt
Organism: Suillus fuscotomentosus
Lineage: Eukaryota; Fungi; Basidiomycota; Agaricomycetes; Boletales; Suillaceae
Exons: 1
Source: RefSeq, a predicted model, not a curated record